CCGUCUGCCCGCCGGUACCACCGCCCGUCUCAAAACCACGGUCUCGCUUCCCACUGUAUCAAAUCGCCUUUCUCCCCGCCCGCUGGUUGCGCGGUUUCCUGCAACCUAUAAAUCGAGCCGGAGAACCUCACCUGUCCAUCCAUCUCAUCUCAUCCAACUCACACUACUACUGAUCUCAGCUAGGUGUACUUGAGUUCACUAGCUAGCUCUCUCCCACGAAGAUGUCUACGGUGACUCGUGCCCACCUCGACCAGAGGCUCGCCGCCGCCAAGCGCAGCUCCAAAGAGGCUGCCAUGGCGGGAGCCAAGGCCGCGGCCGUCGCCACCGUCGCUGCCGCAGUCCCCACGCUGGCGAGCGUGAGGAUGCUGCCGUGGGCCAAGGCACACCUGAACCCCACCGGGCAGGCGCUUAUCAUCUCCACCGUCGCCGGGAUGGCCUACUUCAUCGUCGCCGACAAGACCAUCCUCUCCAUGGCCAGGAAGCACUCGUACGAGACGGCGCCAGAGCACCUCAAGAACACAUCCUUCCACUAAUUAGACACUUGAUUAGCCAGUGCCAAUAAAGUGUGUACGCAGGCCCGUACGUGUCUUCUGAAACAUAUAGUAGUAUAAUGUUGAGCGAGGCGAUGGUUGCUGUGCGGAAAGGUGGUGUAUAACCCUUUUCUGCGAGCAAGCACUAAUUAUCUGAUGAUUUAUGAUGUAGUUCUCCAUAAUAAUGUGGCCAUGUUCCCCAUCUUACUAGUAUCUUUCCAAAGGUCAUGAAUCAAUAACAACCAUAGUUUUGAUUUUGUA
Aegilops tauschii subsp. strangulata is the source of this 791-nucleotide messenger RNA. RefSeq names its product early nodulin-93. NCBI's taxonomy places the organism in Eukaryota, Viridiplantae, Streptophyta, Magnoliopsida, Poales, Poaceae. The record is from RefSeq and is a predicted model, not a curated record.